This is a messenger RNA of Rubroshorea leprosula, 2479 nucleotides long. The record is from the annotation of a GenBank genome assembly. NCBI's taxonomy places the organism in Eukaryota, Viridiplantae, Streptophyta, Magnoliopsida, Malvales, Dipterocarpaceae.
GACGAACCCUUCUCUUUCUCCUAUACGUCUCUAGUUUUCAUCAUAUCCUUCAUAAAAGCUUCUGGAUUUCUUCAUGAAGUGGCCGAAUUUCCCCACGGAGGUUGAACUAGUGUGCAAUUUUGACAAGAUCCUCUUCCUAACAAGGUAAUGAUGAAUCUCUGUUUCUCUGCUUCACCUUUUUUUUUUUUUUUUGCAUGUCGUAGAUUCUUUAUGCCUUUAUUGAUCUGAAAUCUUGUUUCCCAUCCUUUUCUUCUCUUCGAUGAAAGCCCUAAGAGAUGGCUGAUCCUUAUCCAACCAACGGAGUGCAGUCGUACCAUGACUUGUGGUACAACUUCCAAGACAGUUUCAUGGAGUUUAAUGCUUGGUCAGCAAGAUGAGAGUCCAAGAAACAGAAAGAUUUAGUCUUGCUUGAGGCUUUCAAAGGAGGUGAUGUUGGUUUGGCAUGGUUCCCUUCACCACACGAUGAGUGCGCGAGGCUUGAAAGGUAAGAUUUGAUGCCGGUGCCGAUUCAUUUUGCCUUCUCAUCUGACAAGACGAAAGAUUGGUCUGGCUGGGCUAAGGAGAUACUCAUUGAUAAUGGUAUUGUGGAGAUAUUGCAUGCUGCCGAGGUCUUUAAGCUAGUCGCUUUGAGCCAAACCUUGCAAAUCAAUGGCAAUGUGGAAUGCCUCCGUUGCUUGGUACGAAGAUGGUGCACGAGCACUCACACUUUCAUCCUUGCUUUUGGAGAAGUCACUAUGACUUUGGAAGAUAAGGUGAUGAGGACGAUCGCCAAUGCUUCUUCUCGUUCAUGGAGAGGGGAAUACAACAUUGAUUUUCCAACUUGGAUGCGGUAUUUUUGGACUGGCGAAGGUGAAAAUACUGCAUAUGUGCGCGUGGCUUUCCUCACAACCUGGCUGAGCAAGUUUGUUUUUGGGGGCUUCCCGAAUCAUGUGAUCAUGGCUGAGUGCAUUCCUCUAGCAAUAAGGUUGGCUGAAGGUGUGAGGUUCCCCUUGGCUCCAUUGAUGUUAGGAAAGAGAAAAAUAAAGAGGCAGAUCGUCCCAAAUGUAGAUGGUUUUCUUGAUGACUAUGGCAACUUCAAUUUCCAUGCAUACAAGGUGAUGCUUGGGACAUUCACUCCACCCGAAUUUGGUUAUGAUCACGAUAUUCCUUCGGCUCCUUCUUCAGACAAAACAAAUUGGAAUAAGUCCAUGCGGCCUUACAUUAAUGAGGCUGCUUCCAACAUGUGGAGCGAAGGUGUUGCCACGUUGAGGUUCUUCAGCACUACCAAAAUGUCGACCAUGUCACCGUUGAUGUUGGAAUAUUGGGCUACACUACUGAAGAGGGAAGACGAUGGACAGUGGGUACCCAUUUGUCUUCCCAUACUUGGCUUGGUAGAAGAGGAGUAUAGUGCUACUAAAAGAGAACCCAGACAAGAAGCAACUGACGAUGCUGGAAUUAGAGUGCUACAGAAAUAUUUUUGUACUGUUCUUAUGACAAUUGCAAAAGAAGCUGAUGAAGCUGCUCCUUUAAGAAAGUCAGCAAUGGGUAAGAGAAAAAGCAUUGCUCAACCACCCAAAAGUAAGGCACGUAGAACUUCUGCUUCGCUAGCCAACAAGCAAAGCAAGGCCAAAGCACCCACACCUUCCAAGACAAGAACUACCAAGGGCAGAGGGGCAGUUGAUGGCACUUCUAGUGAGGGUUUUGGUCCAGUUUCUAUUCCUGGGGAUGACGAAAUCCCCUCCAAAUCUAAAGAGGCCAAAAGGGUAGAAACUUUGGCAGUGAACAUGGAGGAGACUUUGGCUAAUCCCGACGUUCGCCAAAAAAUUUUGGUUAGGGAAAUAGGUGAGCCUCCACUCCCUGGCGAGAUACUUAAUUUUGUCGACUCUAUCAUUGAUUGGAGUGAUCCUACAUCCUUCACAAUCGAGUCGAUGAAGAAGGCUAAAGCUAAUGAAACCAAGGGAGGUGUGAGGGUGUCAUAUGGCACCUCAAGCAUGACGAAGAAGCCUGGAGCAACGAAGACUCAACUUGAAACAUCAAUAUCGAAGCCACAUCCCAUCAGCGAGCUACCUCCUUUUCGAGCUGGUGUUGAGAAAGGGAAGGUCACCGAGGUGAUCAGUUUUGACUCUAGCGAUGAUAGCAGUGAAGGAUCAAGUACUAGCGAUGCCUCGUCUGGGAGCAAGGUGGUUGCUAACAAGCCAUCCGGGAGCUUAGAGAAGAAAAUUACUAAUACUAUUGAGAUGAAGUGUAGUGACCAGCCAUCUCCAACUCCUGCUAAGCCAAGUGGGGCUGUUGACCGACUAUCUCCAUCUCCUAUUAAGUCGAGUGAAGCCAAUGACUUUGCUGUGAGGCUACUCAAGAAUCUGGAAGAGAUGAACGAGGAUAGAGAUAUGUCAUUGGCUCAGUUUGGCUUAGCUGUUAAUGUGACACCUCUUAUUUAACUAACGGAAGGAUCGUUUUGGUACUGAAAAUGAAAGUUUAAGGAUAAAUUUGGUACUUUUUA